Molecule: messenger RNA, 864 nt
Organism: Acanthocheilonema viteae
Lineage: Eukaryota; Metazoa; Nematoda; Chromadorea; Rhabditida; Onchocercidae
Source: the annotation of a GenBank genome assembly
AUGGAAUUCGAUGCCAUUAUUUCUUCAUUGAUGCGAUUUUUUCAUCCUUUUGCGAAUUCGCACUGUGUUUUUGUGGAUGAAUUAGAUAAAUUUGAUUCGCUUUAUUUAUCUGCGAAGGCAAGAAGUAUAAAAAAUGAGAAGUUAGUUCUGGAAGAGGUGGAUAAUAAACUGGUACAACUCCUUGAAAAAUAUGGUUUGGAAUCAGCAGUGGAUGCUUAUAUGAAGAAAUAUAAAUGGCGGAACGAAGAACAAAAUGAAAACACUAUUCUUUCUUCAGAGAAAUUUAAAGAUCCGAAACUGCAAAAACUUUGGCAUGCUGCGCAGAAUUCACGUUUUUCUAAAACUGCGCUAAAAACUCUUCACAAAGAACUCAAAGAUCAUGAGCAGAAGAUGGAGCUGUAUGAACAAAAAGUGAAACUGUUCAAUGAAUUCAAUGAUAAUACUUUAAAUGAAAAUCCUUUCGAAAUAAGCGACAAGCUAAAUCGUGAACUGAAAGUACAUCAUAAUGACAUUAUGGAUUCAUAUGAUAAAUUACAUCAAAAAGUUGCACAAGCAUCGCAGAAAAUAUUUAGCAGUGAAAAAGUGGAGAAUUUAUGGAAUUUGGCAAUGCAAAAUCCGAACUUCACCACCUCAGAAUUGGAAUCACUACGAGUAGAACUGGAUCAUUUUGAUAAGCGUCUUGAGAAGAUGAAGUAUCAUGAUGAAGAACUUAAGCUAGUAAAGAAACAACAGGAAAAAUUGGGCAAACUCAAUGUAUUCGAUGAAGAUGUCAGUAGUUUAGAAGAAGAAAAUAAACGUUUGCAACGUAAACUUAGGAAAUUGGAGAAUUAUUUAGAAACAAAAAUUGUUCAUACGGAAUUAUAA